Molecule: messenger RNA, 2001 nt
Organism: Adineta ricciae
Lineage: Eukaryota; Metazoa; Rotifera; Eurotatoria; Adinetida; Adinetidae
Source: the annotation of a GenBank genome assembly
AUGUGGGUCAUCAAUGCUGUGGUUGCAUGUUGUGCAGCCCAACUUGACGGAAGGUUUUCGUUUCUGUCUUAUUACUACAGAGCAUAUUUUCGAAUUAAUCUUGUAGGUCAUUACGGCUAUAUUGCUGAUGAAUACGAACGGCACGUUAUAUUACGCGGUGUAAAUGUUGAAACCGAACAGAGAAAUAUUCCAGAUGAUCAAGAUCGACCUAUUGAUCCUCUGUUGUACAAAGGACAAUGCCCGGUGAACAAAGUUGUCUACCAAGAACCACCGACAUGCGGGAUAGAUUAUGGCAAAGGAAUGUAUAAUAUGAGUGACGACUGGAAUAGUCAUAAUGAUUUUGCGCAAAUCAGAAAAUGGGGCUUGAACGUUAUUCGAUUAUGUUUAAGUUGGAGUGCACUAGAACCAACACCGGGAACUUAUAAUGAAAUGUAUUUACAACGCGUUGAACAGAUUGUUGAAUGGGCAGCUGAACAACAAGUGUAUGUAAUACUCGACAUGCACGAAGAUCUCUAUUCUCGUUACAUCAUUGGUGACCGAGAGCAUGAAAUUCCACCUUACUUAACUGCAUCCGACGGGCAAGAUGGUGCUCCGCAAUGGGCUGUAAUGACGGAUGACUGGCCAGCAUUGGCAUUGCUUGGUAUUGGAAAUCUGAAUUUAGCAAUGAUGCGAGCAUUUGAUCACUUUUACAAUAAUUCUAUUCCACCAAAUAUAACACAGGGAAAUGCACCUGGUCCUGGUUUACAAGAUCACUACAUCGGAGCAAUUGCAUCGCUCGCAAAACGAUUCGUUAAUAACAGUGCUGUUCUCGGUUAUGAAAUUAUGAACGAACCUCAACCUGGUACUCAUUCUAAUCAACAUACAUUUUCCAGUGAUUAUUUGUAUCCAUUCUACAAGCGUGUGAUUCAAGCGAUAACAGGUGUUCGCGAUAACUUACCUGAUUGUCCAAAAAAUGCACCAACAGGAACGAACUGUGCUUAUCCGAAUUUAGGAAUCAACGAUCAACAUCAUUUAUUCUUCGUAGAACCAACUGCUGUACGAAAUCUCUUAGAUUUCUCUCCUCAGAAUUCAGUGCCGUUUACAUCCUACACCAACGUUGUCUAUGCACCUCAUGUCUACACGCACGUGUUCACUAUUGAUGCAGUUCUACACUUAAAUCAAUCAGAAUAUCCACCAUCAUUCGAUUAUGCGUAUGAUACGGCGUUAAACGAAUCGGUUGGCUUACGAACUGCGAUUCUCGUAACUGAAUUUGGCUGUGGAGCAAAUGAUGACGAACGUUUAUUAGUUCCCACAGUCGAAUCUCAAGACAGAGCAAUGGUAUCGGCAGCAAUCUGGCCGUGGAAAAACAAUUGCUUCCAAGCAGGUUGUGAGACAAGCUGGAGUUUAUACGAUUCAGGUAUAUCGAAUGGAACAGUUGCAAAUCAGAAUGGUCCUGAACGUCCCAACCGUGUUCGAAUCAUCUCUCGCAUACAUCCACGAGGCGUCAUCGGACAAUUGAAGCAAUAUUUUUAUAACACAACCACAUCGUCAUUCUAUAUGACUGUUAACUGCAUAAAUCGAACAUCGUUAGCAUUGAGUGAUGAAACGCUGGUGUACAUUCCCAAACGAUUGAAUAUAUCAACUAUUAACAUAACAGGAGAAGCGAAAUUAAAAACUGUAAUGAAUAACCCCGAUGGAAGCCGAUUGGUCGUGAUCAACCCAACGUGUAAUGGACGAUAUGAUGUUUUCGUUGCAAAUAGUACAGACGAAAUCAAUGAAUUGCAUGAACACAUAAUCUCGAAUGAUUUUUCCGACGUUAAAUUGAUCGAUCAUCAUGCGAUAAAGUCAUCAAAAAUAAGAACAUAUGAAUUGUUUCAAUUUUUACAUUCAACUGCUGUUAAAAUCGGUCAAAGCUUCGCUGCUCUCUCUUCCAAAUCUAUCAAUAAAUUCAAGGCGGUUCAAAAGGCUGUGGAAAUCAAUACACGAGAUUUUCAAUUACAACUGAACCAGUUUCGUAAUUAA